CAGCGCCGUUUCCAGUUGAGAGAUGGCGGCCGCCGCAGGUAGAUCGCUCCUGCUGCUGCUCUGCUCCCGGGGCGGCGGCGGGGGCGCCGGCGGCUGCGGAGCGCUGACUGCCGGUUGCUUUCCCGGGCUGGUCGUCAGCCGCCACCGGCCGCACCAGCAGCACCGGACGGCACACCAGAGGCCAGCUUCCUGGCAGAGCGUGGGAGCCGCAUAUUGCAGUACGGUUGUGCCCUCUGAUGACGUGACGGUGGUUUACCAAAAUGGAUUACCGGUGAUAUCUGUGAGGCUACCCUCUCGACGGGAGCGCUGCCAAUUCACACUCAAGCCUAUCUCUGACUCAGUCGGUGUGUUUUUACGACAACUGCAAGAGGAGGAUCGGGGAAUUGACCGGGUCGCCAUCUACUCACCAGAUGGCGUUCGAGUCGCUGCCUCCACGGGGAUAGACCUCCUGCUCCUCGAUGACUUUAAGCUUGUCAUUAAUGACUUAACAUACCAUGUACGGCCCCCAAAGAGAGACCUCCUAAGCCAUGAAGAUGCAGCGACGCUGAACGACGUGAAGACCCUGGUCCAGCAGCUGUACACCACACUGUGCAUUGAGCAGCAUCAGCUUAACAAGGAGCGGGAGCUCGUGGAGAGGUUAGAGGACCUCAAGCAGCAGCUGGCCCCCCUGGAGAAGGUACGAAUUGAAAUUAGCAGAAAAGCGGAGAAGAGGACCACUCUGGUGCUGUGGGGAGGCCUGGCCUACAUGGCCACCCAGUUUGGCAUUCUGGCCCGGCUCACCUGGUGGGAGUACUCCUGGGACAUCAUGGAGCCCGUCACCUACUUCAUCACGUACGGAAGCGCCAUGGCCAUGUACGCGUAUUUUGUAAUGACGCGCCAGGAAUAUGUUUAUCCAGAAGCCAGAGACAGACAAUACUUAUUAUUUUUCCAUAAAGGAGCCAAAAAGUCACGUUUCGACCUAGAGAAAUACAAUCAGCUCAAGGAUGCAAUUGCUCAGGCAGAAAUGGAUCUUAAGAGACUGAGAGACCCGUUACAAGUACACCUGCCCCUCCGACAGAUUGGAGAAAAGGAAUGAUCCGAGAUGACCGUGAAUCCCGGCAGAGAGCGCGCCUGUUUGUAACUCAUGCCGUUUUAAUUAAAGCAUGGCAGGCGGAGGCUGGGGCCGCGUGGGUAGAGGGUUUUUACCUUUAAUUCUAAAAACAAAACACAAAAAGGAUCUUAGGGAAUAAAGGGAUCUUAAAUGCUGAGGAUCCGGCAUCAUGGAAUCCAAGUGCAAAGGGCUUAGCGAGUCUUGUCUUAAGCAUCUCCAUUUCGGAUGAGAGUGAAGACUCAUCGCAGCUGGGCAGAGGAUGCUGGGGUGUUUGCGUCUUGCAUCUUUGCAGGGUCUGCGGAACACUCACACACCAGCACCCCACUCCGCUCCAGAUUUGUUUUUGUUUUUGUUUUUUAAUUUAAAGUUUCUUAUUUUUGACAUAGGAAUAAAUCAGUGUAUAAGAAAAUCAAAUCUUCUGAUUCAUGAAUGGCAGAGUCUGGGCCAGUGCGGCUAGCCUUCAUUUUAGGCUGGACCCGGUCUCUGCAAAGGUACCAGAAUCUCUCGGCCCUGCACCCCUUUUCUGACCACCUACCUACUUGCGGAUCCUGGUUGGUUGGUCACACUGCUUUUAACCACAUAAUCAUUGGAAUUAAUUUAUGAUUGUUUGAUGAUUGACACGUGGAUUAUCUCUUAAUGAGAUCUCAUGUCGAUCUCCCCCGGGCUCUGAAUCAGUGUCUAGAAGUCACUGGCAAUACUGCAUGAGGGUUUUUGUUGCAUUUUUUUUUCUUUUGGUUUGGUUUUUUUUUUUUUUUACUAAUUAGUCUUGAGAGGAGGAAAAAUUCCUUCCUUUAUAUAUUGAUCCCAUUGAUAACCCCCACUUCCUGCACACCACGGAUCAGAAGGCCCGUGCUCAUCCAUAUUACCAAAAGAGGAGGAUGUAAGGUUUACAGAUCGGCUAAAAAUCAGGCUCCGAGUCUAUUUCAGACCCGGAGACUCUGGGUUAAUCUAACACUCACGUCAUCAUGUGCUCUCACAACUCCACCACCCCAGCUGCUGGAAAUCAAGGGCAGAUCUCAAAGGGUGCAGCUAUCUUUUUACCAGGAAUAUCUUCCUAUGGCUUCCUUUGGCCUGUCUUCUCCACCCCGUUUAUUUUUAUCUUAAACAGAGAGACAGGAGAAUUACUCUUACACUCUGAUAGAGUGUUUUCUACCAUCUUUCCAGAUGGUACCUGCGCUCCAAGUCAAAGCACUCUGCCUAGUGUCCUGUUUUUAACUGUUCUGGGGACAGGAUGGCAAGGAGGACGGGGGCUUGCCACACAGCCGAUUGGGUGUUUGGUUUUGGUUAGCUUCCUUCCCAUGAUUCACCCCGCCUCAUGGGACAAGGGGUUUCUUUUUCCUCCUCCUUUGGGGAUCAUUGUGUAUGAAAGAAAACCUUUGAAUGACAAACCCAGACUCUAGGUGCCUUGCAGAGGUUGAAGGCCAGCCACGCCACCGCUUCCACCACCAGCCGCCACUGGCCUGCCAGAGAGAGGAUGCAUGUCUCGGUCCCCAGCCCGCCUCCUCCUUCCUUCCUGUCCUUCAACCUCUCCCCUGUUUCUUUUCCUUGUGCAGAUUAUUUUAAGCCAUCUAUCCUGUUUGUGUGCAGGGUUCUUAAGAAGGCAUGGCACAGUGCAAUGAGCAAAUCCUCUGAGUAGUGUGGGAGGCGGGGGGUGGGCGAGCAAGAUGUUGGACACGUGUACAAUCCUGUAUCAUUUAUGAAAUAUGUAUAAAAAGCAAUGUACCUUCCGGAACAAUAAAUACUUAUUCAAUUUUUGAA
Molecule: messenger RNA, 2848 nt
Organism: Mus caroli (Ryukyu mouse)
Lineage: Eukaryota; Metazoa; Chordata; Mammalia; Rodentia; Muridae
Gene: Mcu
Product: mitochondrial calcium uniporter
Biological process (GO): calcium import into the mitochondrion; mitochondrial calcium ion homeostasis
Cellular component (GO): uniplex complex
Molecular function (GO): uniporter activity; calcium channel activity
Source: RefSeq, a predicted model, not a curated record